This is a messenger RNA of Trichogramma pretiosum, 2052 nucleotides long. Its product is annotated as tankyrase-2-like. Lineage: Eukaryota; Metazoa; Arthropoda; Insecta; Hymenoptera; Trichogrammatidae. The coding region runs from base 1 to 2052 and encodes 683 amino acids. Gene Ontology annotation, cellular component: cytoplasm; nucleus. Gene Ontology annotation, molecular function: protein binding. The record is from RefSeq and is a predicted model, not a curated record. The transcript is spliced from 2 exons.
AUGCGGCAAGAGGUGAAUUGGGAGGUCGAUUGCGAACGACUAGAAUUUCUUCGUCAACUUAAUCCUUUGAUCAAAAGUUGGCAGGGCCAACUUCCUAAUCUCCUGGAUAUUUUUGCAAAGGAAGAAAUCGAGUUUCUUCUCUCGGAUUCCAUAAGUAACUUUAAUAGUAACAGCUCGAACGGGAUAGGACAAUGCUUCAUCAGUUUCGUGGCUCGUACCGGCUACAAAGACAAGCCCGACGUCGGUCAAGACGGCAAACCAAUUUUGCGUCGCACCACUGCAGUACAUCAUGCAGCUACGAAAGGAUAUGAUGUCGGGCUUGACGUGAUUCCUGAACUUUUUAAAAUCUACGACAAAUUUGACGUGAAUUACACCGACGAGGAUGGAUUGACACAUUUCCAUGCGGCCUGCCAAAUCGGCUUCGAAGACGUCGUUGAAAAAUUUCUCAAGCACGGUCAGGAUCCCAACCUCCUCCUGGAAUCGACGGGUGAAUCACCUCUGCACAUGGCUCUGAAAUGGGGCCAAAAAGAGGUAACGCGAUUGCUGCUGAGAUACGGCGCCGACCCGUCCUUGGCUGGCCAAGACGGUGUCACACCCCUCCAUCUUGCAGCCAGUAGGAAGGAUUACAGCGACGUGGCGAAGAUGUUAUUCGAGGUUGGCGAAAAGAAACAUCGCCCGGUGAGAGUAAAUGCUCGGGACAAGGAGGGCGACACACCUUUGCAUUAUGCGAGAUCGAACUGCGUGAAGAUGUUCGAGCUGCUGCUGAGGAGAGGCGCCGAUAUAAACGUAACCAACGAGAGGGGACGGACUGCUCUGCACGUCAUUUACAAGCAUCAACCGGUGCAAGUCAAUGCUCAGGACAAUGAGGGGAACACACCGUUGCACUUAGCUGCAGAAUUUGGUAAGGAUAAGGCGAUGGAAUUACUGCUGAGAAACGGCGCAAAUCCUAAUGUACCCAACGCGAAGGGAUUGACUCCUCUGCACAUAAUUAAUGAAAACCGGAAAGUUUAUUACAUGCUUAAGCUAUUCUUCGAAACCAAUGACGAUAUUCAGCAGACGGUGCAAAUUAAUGCUCAGGACAAUGAGGGUAACACACCAUUGCAUUUGGCUCUAUUGAAAUUGAUUCGUAUAAAGGCGGCAAAAUUGUUGCUGAGGCGUGGGGCUAACCCAAAUUUGGCCAAUGCAGAUGGAUCAACAGCUAUGCACUUGAUUUGCCAGAUAAAACACUGCUUUGAUUACUACGGUGCUGACUGCGGUGACGAUGACGACGAGGACGAUUACGAUGAAGACGAUGACGACGUGAUGGAUGUACUUUUGAAGGUUAACGACGAAAAACAUCAAACGGUGGAUAUCGACGCGAAGGACAAACAAGGUCGAACACCGCUUCACUGGGCCGUGGCGAAUCAUUUGCCGGAAGUGAUAGAUGUGCUCUUGGAUCGUGGUGCUGAUUUAUCGAGCUUCAUUUUCCCCGAUUCGAGUUACUUUGGGGAGGACAUUAUGGAGAUGGCAGGCUCUGCACCUUACGGUAAUUCUCAAUUGAGAGUAGCAUCUGGUGCUCUGACCGUGGUCGAGCGCCUCGAGAAAAGAGGCUACGUGUUGGACCGAAACGAUGCCUUAACAAUCAUGAAAAAUUUUGAUAAACACGAGAGUUUCGGUUUCCGAGAAUCCGAACAAUUUGACUAUUAUUGGUACGAUGAGGAAGAUUUCGCGAGUGAAGCAAAAAUGAGAACGAUCAAGCCGGAUCUGUCCCUCCACGAGCUGAUUCGGUUACGACCCGAAGAGGCGGCAAAACGAGUUACAUGUUUAGACUAUUUCGCGUUGACGCGUACAUAUAAUUCUAAUCUCCUUCCCGAAACGCGCGAAGGUUAUAAAUGUGCUGAUCAUCUGUGCGAGAUGACGACGAAAAGAUUUUACCGACGAUAUGCAUUGGAUUUUUUUUUGGAUCUGAUCCAUUACCAAUUGCCAAUUCUUUGCUGCGAAUUGAUCAUUGGUUAUUUAUAUAACCAAGAUUUGUGGAAUAUUUGCUUGGCAGCCACGGACAAAAGCUCAUAA